UUGCUGGGGUAUUUAAUAAGAAAAGUGCAACAUGUCGCGAUUCACUUCAUUAAAUUAGAGCAAAACUGCAUAUUUUUUCUUGUUUAUCAUUGUCUUAGUGCAUUUUUUGUUUAUCUAAUCAGUCAGUUCAUUUCCAGCAUCCAUUGUGUGAUUACGUAAAUCUUUGAAAAUUGUAUAUUAUUUUGACAGUAUUGUAUAUAUAAAUGGAUCGUUGAACAUAACCCUUUGAUUACGAGAUGUUCCAAAUCGAAAGUCAAGUACAAUUUGCUGUCGCAAGCAAAAUUGCGCUGUGAUAGUUUUUUUAAAGUAAACAAUUAGUAAUCAUUUACGUUCUCAGCAUUGACGUCAAGUAUGGGACUUUUAUUUUCUAAACUUUGGAGCCUCUUUGGAAAUGAAGAGCAUAAGAUUGUGAUGGUGGGAUUGGACAAUGCGGGAAAAACAACAAUUCUUUAUCAAUUUUUAAUGAAUGAAGUUGUACACACGUCUCCAACAAUUGGAUCAAAUGUUGAGGAGGUUGUGUGGAAAAAUAUUCAUUUUAUAAUGUGGGACUUGGGUGGACAACAAAGUUUACGAGCUGCAUGGUCGACAUAUUAUACAAAUACUGAAUUUAUUAUAAUGGUAAUUGACAGUACUGAUAGAGAAAGAUUGAAUGUAAUAAAAGAAGAAUUACAUUCAAUGUUAAAUCAUGAGGAACUAAGUAAAGCAAAAGUUCUAGUCUAUGCAAAUAAGCAGGAUUUAAAAGGUAGCAUGACAGCUGCUGAAAUUUCCAAGGAACUUGGUUUAACAUCUAUCAAAAGGCAUCCUUGGCAUAUACAAAGUUGUUGUGCCUUAACUGGCGAAGGAUUGUAUCAGGGAUUAGAGUGGAUUGCGGGAAAAUUGAAAAAAACAUGACGUACAAUAUGAAAACAAGAACUUUUGUGAAACAUUGAAAAGAGAGAAAAAAAAAGAUGUAAAAUAGUGAGUUACGAAGAUGGUGUCACUUUCAUGAUUGUACAAAUAAUUUGGUAACAUUUCACGAGAUAAGAUUAUUCUCAGUUGAAGUUUUAUCUUCAAUAUCAAUGUAAUUAAUUUCUUUAAGCUGGAAAAUAAUCAGCUGUGGAUGGGAAAUUCAUUUUUUUUUCUACCCUCCUUUCAUAACGUUCAUAAAAUUCAUAUUUUUUUUUUCUUAAAAUCAUUUGUUUUUUUUUUUUUGCUUAGUGUUUACAUAAUAAGUGUUUUUGUGUGUUUUGUAAAUUCCCAUCCACUUUCAACGUGAUUAGGAAAAUUAAAACAAAACGAUUGUAUUCGGUUGAUGUUACAAUCAAGUGAAUUGUUUGGCUUGUAGCGGGGAAACGAUAUAUUUUUUAUACUGCCCUCAAUAAUUCAAAAAAAAAGAAAAA
Leptopilina boulardi is the source of this 1379-nucleotide messenger RNA. RefSeq names its product ADP-ribosylation factor-like protein 5B (gene Arl5). The transcript has 3 exons. NCBI's taxonomy places the organism in Eukaryota, Metazoa, Arthropoda, Insecta, Hymenoptera, Figitidae. Bases 352 to 891 code for a protein of 179 amino acids. The record is from RefSeq and is a predicted model, not a curated record. Gene Ontology annotation, molecular function: GTP binding; GTPase activity. Gene Ontology annotation, cellular component: trans-Golgi network; cytoplasm. Gene Ontology annotation, biological process: vesicle-mediated transport; protein localization to Golgi membrane; intracellular protein transport.